UCACCCUCUAAACACGCCACGUGUCCCCUCACACCUCUCAAAAACACUCGAAACCGCCUAACCUCAACAACACAAAAAAAACACAACAACAGUUUUCGUUUCACAUUAGUUUCAAACCUUAAGCCACAAUCAUCAUCACCCUCAAUUCAUCAUCAACAACACUUUUCUCAAUGAACCCAGAAAGCCUAAUAGCUUCAGCAUCCAUUAACAUAGGAUUAGCCAUGGUAGUCCUCUCACUCUUCUCCAUCCUCAAAAAACAACCUUCAAAAGCACCUAUCUACUACGCUAAACGCCUCUCACUCUCAAACGACGAGUCGUUUCAUCACCAAAACCAAUCUUGUCGUUUUCUUCCUUCUGUGUCUUGGAUUAGUAAAGCCUUUCAUGUUUCAGAAACUGAAAUACUCCUCACAAGUGGUCUUGAUGCUCUUGUUGUUAUUAGACUCUUUAAAUUUGGUAUCAAAUUCUUUGUCGUUUGUUCUCUCAUUGGGAUUGUCAUACUUCUUCCUGUUAAUUAUAAUGGUCAUGUUAAAAAUUCCAUGACUAGUAAUAAUCAUCACUCUAUGGAUUUAUUCACUAUAUCAAAUAUCUCAAGAGGUUCUAACAAGCUUUGGAUACACUUUGCUUGUUUAUGGUUUAUAUCUCUUUAUGGAUUAUAUCAACUUCAUAAGGAAUAUAAUGAAAUUUUGAUCAUAAGAAUUCAACAACUUCGACACAUAAGGCAUCGUCCCGAUCAAUUCACUGUUUUGAUUAGGGAAAUCCCUUUUUGUAAUGUACACAAUGCUCAUGCCUGUUGUGCUGAUCACUUCUUCUCUAUACAUUACCCUCAUGAUUACCUUUCUUAUCAGAUUUUAUACACUGGAAAAGAUGUUGAAGACUUAGUGAGUCAGGCAAAAUUGAUUGCAAGAAAGAUUGAUGAUUUGAAGGAGAGAUCCAUUGCUAGACAAACUAAGAGGGGAAUUUUCCUUUUGAAAGAAUCUGAACGCGAGAAAGAACGAUUAGCUUUGCUCGAGGAAAAGCUCGAGUGUCUUCGUCUCAAGAUUCAUCAAUUACAAUGCGAAAAUACUCUCAAACAGAAGGAAUUUCCCGUUGCAUUCGUUACUUUCAAGACGCGGGUUGCUGCAGCGCUAGUGGCUCAAUCUCAGCAGCAUUCGAAUCCACUUCUUUGGAUUAGUAGCAUGGCUCCAGAGCCAAGAGAUGUAUCGUGGCGAAAUUUGACGAUUCCAAGUAGAUUAUCGUCGCUAUGCAAACUUGGAGCUGUUGUUGCAGCCUCGGUUCUUACCAUUUUCUUUGUUAUUCCGGUAACUGCUGUUCAAGGAAUAGCGAAAUUCGAAAAGCUCAAGACAUGGUUUCCUCCAGCUAUGGCUGUACAGUUUAUACCAGGUUUAAGUUCAAUUGUUACCGGUUACCUUCCGAGUGCAAUUCUUAAAGGUUUCAUUUACAUUGUUCCUUUUGCUAUGCUUGGAAUGGCUAAGCUACCUGGAUCUAUCUCAAAGAGCAAAGAGGAAAUAAAAACUUGCAACAUGGUUUUUUACUUUUUGGUGGGCAAUGUGUUCUUCUUGAGUUUGUUGUCGGGUUCUUUACUCGAUCAAAUAGGCGAAUCCUUCACUAAUCCAAAAAAUUUCCCUACUCGAUUAGCUAGUGCUGUCUCUGCUCAAGCAGAUUUCUUCUUGACAUACAUCUUAACAGAUGGAUUAUCCGGGUUUUCAUUCGAGAUUCUUCAACCGGGUUUACUCUUAUGGAGCGCGAUAAGAUUUUGCUUCUGUCGACGAUCAAAGGAAAAGAAUCCUUACCUCUUUUCAUUACCUUACUACAGAGUAAUUCCAUUGGUAUCUCUAUCAAUACUUAUUGGAAUGGUGUAUGCAGUUGUUGCACCUUUGCUUCUCCCUUUUCUCAUCGGUUACUUCUGUUUAGGCUACGCCGUGUUCAUCAACCAGAUUGAAGAUGUUUAUGACAUUGUGUAUGAAACAUGUGGAAAAUAUUGGCCUUAUAUUCACCACUACAUCUUAGUAUCAAUAAUCCUUAUGCAAAUCACAAUGAUUGGUCUUUUCGGAUUGAAAUCGAAACCAGCUGCAGCAAUUUCCACAAUCCCAUUACUAAUCCUAACUUUAAUGUUCAACGAGUAUUGCAAGAUUCGAUUUCUCCCUUCGUUCCGCAAUUUCCCGAUUCAGAGUGCUAUGGAAAAUGAUGAACUUGAUAUGAAGAGCAAUGAGUUGGAAAUUAACUAUAAGAAUGCAAGUAAAGCUUAUUCACCACCUUGUUUGCAGUCAUUUAAUUCAAUAGAAUCACUUGGAUCAACCUCAACCUCAAGCUCUUCACAACCAUUGGUCACUACAUCAUGACAUAUAUUGUUUGUACCAAAAACUAACAAAAAAAAAAAUAGUAAAUUUUUUCUUGAGGGAAUUUUAUUUGCAUCCCAAAAAGUUAUAUAAGUGCUCUUCAUUUCAAU
Messenger RNA from Cannabis sativa, 2446 nucleotides. Its product is annotated as CSC1-like protein At3g54510. The transcript has 9 exons. Gene Ontology annotation, cellular component: plasma membrane. The record is from RefSeq and is a predicted model, not a curated record. Gene Ontology annotation, molecular function: calcium-activated cation channel activity. Lineage: Eukaryota; Viridiplantae; Streptophyta; Magnoliopsida; Rosales; Cannabaceae. Bases 171 to 2339 code for a protein of 722 amino acids.